Choloepus didactylus (southern two-toed sloth) is the source of this 15343-nucleotide messenger RNA. RefSeq names its product ankyrin 2 (gene ANK2). The transcript has 50 exons. The record is from RefSeq and is a predicted model, not a curated record. Gene Ontology annotation, biological process: regulation of cardiac muscle contraction; protein localization to T-tubule; signal transduction. Lineage: Eukaryota; Metazoa; Chordata; Mammalia; Pilosa; Megalonychidae. The coding region runs from base 776 to 13036 and encodes 4086 amino acids. Gene Ontology annotation, molecular function: protein binding. Gene Ontology annotation, cellular component: T-tubule.
GUACUGGUACAGCAGUGGCAGGUAAGUCCAACUUGGACUCGCCUUCUCCAAAAACGCAACAUUGAUCCUUUUCUUUAAAUGAACCUUUGGAGAAGGGCUAAGAGAUUUAAAAGGCAGGAAUUCCUGUCAUGUGCUACAGCAGAGCAGCCGUAGCAACGGCAGUAGCAGCAGUACCACGGCAGCAGCCGCGGCAGCAGCAAGUCAUUUAGCGAGACUGCACCAUUUUCUCCUCACCCUGCAUAGAGGUGUGGUUGGAAGAGGCAAUAAACUACUCACCCCCCCCACCCCGGCGAUUCCACGGAGGUGGCCUCUUCCUGGCUCCAGUCAGAAGACACAGACUGUCUGGAGGAGUCCCCAAAGACCGUUCCAAUUAAUUGGUGAUGUGUGCCUAAGAAGGCUUUUUCAACUAGUAGGAUGCUUGCCUGCACUUGCGGCCACCCAACUGCUGAAGAGCUCGAAGUCUAGUGCUCCGCCUUCCCUUGGGACCGAUUCCGAGUGUGGACGCGCAUCUAUGCCCGCAUGUGUGCAGGUGUGUGCUGCUGGGGGACUCGGCUUGGGACAUUGGUAUGUUGUGGUGAAUUGUGGGUGCUGCGGAGGCUGGAGCAAGAUUAUGACCUAGCUCGGGGGCAGAGUGGAUUAUUUUGUGAGUGUUCUGGCUUCCAGCCAUUGCCCUGGUGGGGAAAAAUCACAUCUCCAUAGAGCUCUAAAAUCACCUGGACUGCUGGCUGGUGGAAACUGAUCCUCAGCAACUGCUUCGGCUGAUUUCCUCUGCAAAAUGGCUCAUGCUGCUGCUUCUAUUAAAAAAGUUCGAGAGGCCGAACUGGAUGAAAAAGAAAAACACCUUGAGAGAGAGAGGAAAAAACAACGGAAAAUCCCCAGGGAACGUAUGGAACGGAAAAGAAAGUCUGACAGCAAUGCAAGUUUCCUCCGAGCUGCCAGAGCUGGCAAUCUGGACAAAGUAGUGGAAUAUCUGAAGGGAGGCAUAGAUAUCAACACCUGCAACCAGAAUGGACUCAACGCUCUCCAUCUGGCUGCCAAGGAGGGCCACGUCGGGCUGGUUCAGGAGCUGUUGGGAAGAGGGUCUUCCGUGGAUUCUGCCACUAAGAAGGGAAAUACAGCUCUUCACAUUGCAUCUUUGGCUGGACAAGCAGAAGUUGUCAAAGUGCUGGUUAAAGAAGGAGCCAAUAUUAAUGCACAGUCUCAGAAUGGCUUCACUCCCUUAUAUAUGGCUGCCCAAGAGAACCACACUGAUGUUGUAAAAUAUUUGCUGGAAAACGGAGCUAAUCAGAGCACUGCUACCGAGGAUGGUUUCACUCCCCUCGCUGUGGCACUCCAGCAAGGACACAACCAGGCAGUGGCCAUCCUCUUGGAGAAUGACACCAAGGGGAAAGUGAGGCUGCCCGCCCUGCAUAUUGCAGCUAGGAAAGAUGACACCAAAUCUGCCGCACUCCUCCUUCAGAAUGAUCACAAUGCUGACGUACAGUCCAAGAUGAUGGUGAAUAGGACAACUGAGAGUGGUUUUACCCCUUUGCACAUAGCUGCACACUAUGGAAACGUCAACGUGGCAACCCUUCUUCUAAACCGGGGAGCUGCUGUGGACUUCACAGCCAGGAAUGGAAUCACUCCUCUGCAUGUGGCUUCCAAAAGGGGAAACACAAACAUGGUGAAGCUCUUACUGGAUCGUGGUGGUCAGAUCGAUGCCAAAACUAGGGAUGGGUUGACACCACUUCACUGUGCUGCACGAAGUGGGCAUGACCAAGUGGUGGAACUUCUGCUGGAACGGGGUGCUCCUUUGCUGGCAAGGACAAAGAACGGGCUGUCUCCACUUCACAUGGCUGCACAAGGGGACCACGUGGAAUGUGUGAAGCACCUGUUACAGCACAAGGCGCCUGUAGAUGAUGUCACUCUGGACUACCUGACGGCCCUCCAUGUUGCUGCACACUGUGGCCACUAUCGUGUAACCAAACUCCUUCUGGACAAGAGAGCCAAUCCCAACGCCCGAGCCCUGAAUGGUUUUACUCCACUGCACAUUGCCUGCAAGAAAAACCGCAUCAAAGUCAUGGAACUGCUGGUGAAAUAUGGGGCUUCAAUCCAAGCUAUAACAGAGUCUGGCCUCACACCAAUACAUGUGGCUGCCUUCAUGGGCCACUUGAACAUUGUCCUCCUUCUGCUGCAGAACGGAGCCUCUCCAGAUGUCACUAACAUUCGUGGGGAGACAGCACUGCACAUGGCGGCCCGGGCAGGGCAGGUGGAAGUUGUCCGAUGCCUUCUGAGAAAUGGUGCCCUUGUCGAUGCCAGAGCCAGGGAGGAACAGACACCUUUGCAUAUUGCCUCCCGCCUGGGUAAGACAGAAAUUGUCCAGCUGCUUCUACAACAUAUGGCUCAUCCAGAUGCAGCCACUACAAAUGGGUACACGCCCCUGCACAUCUCUGCCAGGGAAGGCCAGGUGGAUGUGGCAUCAGUCCUCUUGGAAGCAGGAGCAGCCCACUCCUUAGCUACUAAGAAGGGUUUUACUCCACUGCAUGUAGCAGCCAAGUAUGGGAGCAUGGAUGUGGCAAAACUUCUCUUGCAACGUCGUGCUGCUGCAGAUUCUUCAGGAAAGAAUGGCCUUACCCCGCUCCAUGUUGCUGCUCAUUAUGACAACCAGAAGGUGGCGCUGCUGUUACUGGAGAAGGGUGCUUCCCCUCAUGCCACUGCCAAGAAUGGCUACACCCCUUUACAUAUUGCUGCCAAGAAGAAUCAAAUGCAGAUCGCUUCCACACUCCUGAACUAUGGAGCAGAGACUAACAUUGUGACCAAGCAAGGAGUAACUCCACUUCAUCUGGCCUCACAGGAGGGCCACACAGAUAUGGUCACCUUGCUUCUGGAUAAGGGAGCCAACAUCCACAUGGCAACCAAGAGUGGGCUUACGUCCUUACACCUUGCAGCCCAAGAAGACAAAGUGAAUGUUGCUGAUAUUCUCACCAAGCAUGGGGCCGACCAGGAUGCUCAUACAAAGCUUGGUUACACUCCUUUAAUUGUGGCCUGUCACUAUGGAAAUGUGAAAAUGGUCAAUUUUCUUCUGAAGCAGGGAGCAAAUGUCAACGCCAAAACCAAGAACGGCUACACGCCUUUGCACCAGGCCGCCCAGCAGGGCCACACGCACAUCAUCAACGUCCUGCUCCAGCACGGGGCCAAGCCCAACGCCACCACCGCGAAUGGCAACACUGCCCUGGCGAUUGCUAAGCGUCUGGGCUACAUCUCCGUGGUCGACACCCUGAAGGUUGUCACUGAGGAGGUCACCACCACCACCACGACAAUCACUGAAAAACACAAGCUAAAUGUUCCUGAGACGAUGACUGAGGUCCUUGAUGUGUCUGAUGAAGAGGCUUUUAAACAGUGUGGUCACCACUUUAUUGAUGGAGAAGCACUUAGUGAUUCAGGUGAUGACACAAUGACAGGUGAUGGGGGAGAAUACCUUAGGCCUGAGGACCUCAAAGAACUGGGUGAUGACUCUCUACCUAGCAGUCAGUUCCUGGAUGGUAUGAAUUACCUGCGCUACAGUUUGGAGGGAGGACGAUCUGACAGUACCAUGCCCAGCCUUCGAUCCUUCAGUUCCGACAGGUCUCACACCCUGAGCCAUGCCUCCUACCUGAGGGACAGUGCCAUGAUAGAUGACACAGUUGUGAUCCCCAGUCACCAGGUGUCAACUCUGGCCAAGGAGGCAGAAAGGAAUUCUUAUCGUCUAAGCUGGGGCACUGAGAAUUUAGACAACGUGGCUCUUUCUUCCAGCCCUAUUCAUUCGGGUUUCCUGGUUAGUUUUAUGGUGGAUGCCCGAGGGGGUGCUAUGCGAGGAUGCAGACACAAUGGGCUCCGAAUCAUUAUCCCACCUCGGAAGUGUACCGCUCCGACCCGAGUUACCUGCCGACUGGUUAAACGCCAUCGAUUGGCGACGAUGCCCCCAAUGGUGGAAGGAGAAGGCCUGGCCAGUCGCCUGAUUGAAGUCGGACCUUCUGGUGCUCAGUUCCUUGGUAAACUUCACCUGCCAACGGCUCCUCCCCCACUUAAUGAGGGAGAAAGUUUGGUCAGCCGCAUCCUUCAGCUGGGGCCUCCUGGAACCAAAUUCCUUGGGCCGGUGAUUGUGGAGAUCCCUCACUUUGCGGCUCUUCGAGGAAAGGAGAGGGAACUGGUGGUCCUGCGCAGCGAGAAUGGGGACAGCUGGAAAGAGCAUUACUGUGAAUACACUGAAGACGAAUUAAAUGAAAUCCUUAAUGGCAUGGAUGAAGUGCUGGAUAGCCCGGAAGACCUGGAAAAGAAACGCAUCUGCCGCAUCAUCACCCGUGACUUCCCGCAGUACUUUGCGGUGGUGUCUCGCAUCAAACAGGACAGCAACCUGAUUGGCCCGGAGGGCGGUGUGCUGAGCAGCACGGUGGUGCCCCAGGUGCAGGCUGUCUUCCCGGAGGGGGCGCUGACCAAGCGGAUCCGCGUAGGCUUACAGGCUCAACCUAUGCACACUGAACUGGUUAAGAAGAUACUAGGCAACAAAGCUACCUUCAGCCCGAUAGUCACUUUGGAACCUAGAAGAAGAAAAUUCCACAAGCCAAUUACCAUGACCAUUCCAGUCCCCAAAGCUUCAAGUGACGUCAUGUUGAAUGGUUUUGGGGGCGAUGCACCAACUUUAAGACUAUUAUGCAGCAUAACAGGUGGAACUACCCCUGCUCAGUGGGAAGAUAUUACAGGAACUACGCCAUUAACGUUUGUCAAUGAAUGUGUUUCCUUUACAACCAAUGUGUCUGCCAGGUUCUGGCUGAUAGAUUGCCGGCAGAUCCAAGAAUCCGUUACCUUCGCAUCACAAGUGUAUAGAGAGAUUAUCUGUGUACCUUAUAUGGCCAAAUUUGUAGUGUUUGCCAAAUCACAUGACCCCAUCGAAGCCAGGUUGAGAUGUUUCUGUAUGACCGAUGAUAAAGUGGAUAAGACUCUUGAACAGCAAGAAAACUUUGCCGAGGUGGCCAGAAGCAGAGAUGUGGAGGUAUUGGAAGGAAAACCCAUCUAUGUUGAUUGUUUUGGCAACCUGGUGCCAUUAACCAAGAGUGGCCAGCAUCACAUAUUCAGUUUUUUUGCCUUCAAAGAAAACAGACUUCCGCUCUUUGUCAAGGUACGUGAUACAACUCAGGAACCUUGCGGACGACUAUCAUUUAUGAAGGAGCCAAAAUCCACAAGAGGCUUGGUGCAUCAAGCUAUUUGCAACUUAAACAUCACCCUGCCAAUUUAUACAAAGGAGUCAGAGUCAGAUCAAGAACAGGAGGAAGAGAUCGAUAUGACAUCAGAAAAAAAUGAUGAGACAGAAUCUACAGAAACAUCUGUUCUGAAAAGUCACCUGGUUAAUGAAGUUCCUGUCCUAGCAAGUCCGGACUUGCUCUCUGAAGUUUCUGAGAUGAAACAAGAUUUGAUCAAAAUGACCGCCAUCUUGACCACAGAUGUGUCUGAUAAGGCAGGCUCUAUUAAAGUGAAGGAGCUGGCGAAGGCUGCUGAGGAGGAGCCAGGAGAACCUUUUGAAAUUGUUGGAAGAGUUAAAGAGGACUUAGAGAAAGUGAGUGAAAUUCUGAGAAGUGGAACCUGCACAGGCAGUGAAGGCAGGGUGCAGAGGCCACAGUCUGGGAGAGAAUUAGUGGAAGAGGAAUGGGUUAUUGUCAGUGAGGAGGAAAUAGAAGAGGCUAAGCGAAAAGCACCCUUAGAAAUCACUGAAUAUCCAUGUGUAGAAGUUAGACUAGACAAAGAGACCAAAGUCAAGGUAGAAAAAGACUCAACCGGGUUAGUGAACUACCUUACUAAUGACCUAAGUUCAUAUAUGACUCUUCAUGAAGGGCAACCAGAGACAGUUCAAGAUAUGGCAGGGGAGAAACGUGAGGCUCUGGCUAUUGGCAAGAGUUCUGAAAAUGAAGGGAAAGAUAUAGGCCCAGAUGAGACACGCAGAACACAGGAUCAGCAGAAACCAAGCCUGGGAAUAAAGAAGCCAGUGAGAAGGAAAUUAAAGGAAAAACAGAAACAAAAAGAGGAAAAUUUACCAGCUGGUGCAGAAAAAACUGAUCUUAAAAAAGGUAGUUCAGAAGAGUCCUUAGAUGAAGACUCAGGUUUAGCCCCUGAAUCUCUUCCCACUGUAAAGGCCACAUCUCCUUUGAUAGAAGAAACUCCCAUUGGUUCCAUAAAGGACAAAGUAAAGGCUCUUCAGAAGCGAGUAGAGGAUGAACAGAAAGGUCGAAGCAAAUUGCCUGUCAGAGUCAAAGGCAAAGAGGAUGUGCCAAAAAAGACAGUGCACAGGCCACAUCCAGCCACAUCACCCUCUCUGAAGUCAGAAAAGCAUGCACCAGCAUCACCCUCCUCUAAAACAGAAAGGCACUCUUCUCUUUCCUCCUCUGCAAAAAUGGAAAGGCACUCCCCAGUAUCACCUUCAAGUAAAACGGAGAAACACUCACCUGUGUCACCUUCUGCAAAAACGGAUAGACAUCCACCUUUGUCAUCGUCAAGUAAAACUGAGAAACACUCACCUGGGUCUCCCUCUACAAAAACUGAAAGACACUCCCCUGUGUCAACUUCUGCAAAAACAGAAAGACACCUACCUGUAUCAUCUUCAGGUAAAACAGACAAACGCCCACCCGCAUCUCCCUCUGGGAGAACAGAGAAACAUCCACCAAUAUCACCUGGGAGAACGGAAAAACGCUUGCCUGUAUCACCGUCUGGAAGAACAGAGAGGCAUCCACCUGUAUCAGCCUCUGGUAAAACCGAAAAGCACCUGCCUGUGUCACCUUCUGGGAAAACAGAAAAGCAACCAGCUGUAUCUCCCACGUCAAAAACAGAAAGAAUUGAGGAGACAAUGUCUGUACGGGAGUUGAUGAAAGCCUUCCAGUCAGGUCAGGACCCAUCUAAACAUAAGACUGGGCUUUUUGAGCACAAAUCAGCAAAGCAAAAGCAGAUACAGGAAAAAGGCAAAGCUCGGGCAGACAAAGAAAAGGGGCAGAUCAUAACCCACAGAGAAACACAGAAAACAGAGAGUCAGACAAUCAAACGAGGCCAGAGAUUUCUGGUAACAGGAGCUUCAGAACCCAGAAGAGGGGUUCGUGCUUCCUCCAUAGUGCCUAAGAGAGAAGAUACAGCUGGAGCAAAGGAGAAAGCUUUCACCCCCAAAACACCCGAACCUGUUCAGUCAGCAUCUGAAGAAGACAACCAUAAAGAGAGUGAGGACUCCAAAGAAAAGGUGGAUGAUGAACAAGGGGACCUGGAUCUUCAGAUCAGCCCUGAUAGGAAAACCUCCACUGAUUUUUCUGAUGUCAUUAAGCAAGAGUUGGAAGACAAUGACAAAUACCAACAAUUCUGCCUGAGUGAAGAGACCGAAAAGGCACAGCUUCACUUAGAUCAAGUACUCACCAGUCCUUUCAACACAGCCUUUCCGCUAGAUUAUAUGAAGGAUGAAUUCCUUCCAGCUCUGUCUUUACAGAGUGGUGCUUUAGAUGGCAGUUCUGAAAGCCUAAAGCAUGAAGGGGUAGCAGAUUCUCCAUGUGGCAGCCUGAUGGAAGGGACCCCUCAGAUCAGUUCAGAAGAAAGCUAUAAGCAUGAAGGACUAGCAGAGACUCCUGAGACAAGCCCAGAAAGCCUUUCCUUCUCAACAAAGAAAAGCGAUGAACAAAUUGGGGAAACAAAGGAAACUGCGAAGUUAGAAACACCAGUGGAAACUCAUUCAGAAAAAGAACAUCACACACCUGAAGACGUUAGUGAUGGUUCUGGAGAGCAAGGUGCUGUCGUUACUGAGGGUAUAGACCACUCUACUGAGUGUUUUUUAAAGGAGGCCACCACAGAACCUUCCGAGGACACAUGCUCCAAACGAGAAGGUGAUUCCCCUGACAGCUGUAGUGAAUCUUUAGCAAAGGAAACACCCAGAGGACACACUGAGGAAGCUUCCGGUGAUGAAGGACAACUUAUAUGUGAUAGUUCAGCCCAUAAGACACAAACUGAUACUGAAGUUCAGGAAUCCAUAGCCACCGAACCCUCAGAUGAGACAAAGGCCUCACCAUUGCCUGACGCUUCUGUGAAGACAGGUGCAGGGACUGAAUCAAAGCCUCAGGGAGCCAUUAGAAGUCCCCAGGGGUUGGAACUUUCACUUCCCAGCCGUGAUAGUGAAGUCCUCAGCCCAAUGGCUGAUGAAUCAUUAGCAGUAAGUCACAAAGACUCUCUAGAAGCAAGCCCUGUGCUGGAAGAUAACUCCUCACACAAAACUCCUGAUUCUCUGGAACCAAGUCCUCUGAAGGAAUCUCCUUGCCGAGACUCUCUCGAAAGCAGCCCAGUGGAACCAAAGAUGAAGGCUGGAAUUCUCCCGAGUCACUUCCCUCUUCCUGCAGCCAUUGCCAAAGCAGAACUGAUUACAGAAGUGGCCUCCAUGCGUUCCCGGCUCCUACGAGACCCUGACGGCAGUGCUGAAGAUGACAGUUUUGAGCAGACAUCACUCAUGGAGAGCUCAGGGAAGAGUCCCCUUUCUCCUGACACACCCAGCUCUGAAGAAAUUAGCUAUGAAGUCACACCCAAAGUCACAGAUGCAAGUACACCCAAAUCGGCUGUGAUUCAUGAAUGUGCAGAGGAGGAUGACUCAGAAAAUGGGGAGAAGAAGAGGUUCACACCUGAAGAGGAAAUGUUUAAAAUGGUAACUAAAAUCAAAACAUUUGAUGAACUUGAACAAGAAGCAAAGCAGAAAAGGGACUACAAAAAAGAACCCAGGCAAGAGGAAUCGUCUUCAUCCUCUGAUCCAGAUGCUGACUGCUCAGCAGACUUGGAUGAACCAAAACUUAUGGAGAGUGUGGAGAGUGAAAGUGAGGUCCCUGUGGUAGUGACAUCAGAGAGCAGAAAGGUUUCUUCCUCCUCGGAAAGUGAACCUGAGUUGACACAACUGAAGAAAGGUGCUGACUUGGGCCUCUUACCAGAACCAGUUAUUCGAGUGCAACCUCCAUCACCACUUCCAUCCAGCAUAGACUCCAAUUCUAGUCCUGAAGAAGUACAAUUCCAGCCUAUAGUUUCCAAACAGUACACUUUCAAGAUGAGUGAAGAGAAUCAUGAAGAGCCAGGUAAAUCAGAAGAAGAAAAAGAUUGUGCAUCCGAUUUGCCUCAAGACAGUCAUAACAUUUCCAUGGAUGGCCCAGAUAUGCCUUCUGAUGGCCUAAACCAAGAUACUCAUCAGCUAAAAACCUGUAGUGACCAUGGAUGUGAGGCUGUGAGUUCUAGAAGCUCCACCAUCGUUGAUUCAGAUCUCCAGAGUUUGACUGGUGAUGAUGUCAAUGAGCAGCUGGUCAUCCAUAAAGAAUCACUGACUCUCCAAGACACUCAUGAAAAAGACAAAGAAGAGGAAGAGCUCAAUGUUUCUAGAGUGGAAUUUCCACAAGUAGAUUGCCCCAGUGAAAGUGCUCCAUCCUUGUCCUCUUUGUCUCAGUGUCCAGCAACUGAAGGAGAAGAAUUAGAUGAAGACAUAUCUUCCACACAUUCUGCCUCAAAAAUGGAGGUCACAACAACUGACCAAACUUUUGAGAGCUUACCAAAGGAUUGUUCUACUACUGAAGACUCAUCUAUUACUACUCAGACAAACAGAUUAUCAAUGGAUGUUUCAGUGUCUGACCCAACUGAGACUGAUGAAAUCAGUCCUCAAAUCACAAGCCCUUAUGAAAAUGUUCCUUCCCAAUCUUUUUUCUCUAGCGAAGAAAGCAAAACCGAAACAGAUGUGAGACACACAAGUUUUCACUCUUCUGAAGUAUAUUCUGUUACCAUCACAUCCUCUGUUGAAAAUGUAGUAGUGGCAAGCUCCUCUAGUGGAACUGUUUCAAACAAACAAUCUAAUUUUGAGGACCAGAACAUGGAAAUAGAAUCAAAACAAGAAAGCGCUUUGUGGGAAAUGCAGUCAGAUAGAACGGCCUCAUCUUUGGAGUCUGCUGUACCAAAUGCAUCAGCAGUUGUUGGUGAACAGACAAGCAAAGUCAUCAUCACAAAAACCGAUGUGGAUUCUGAUUCCUGGAGUGAAAUCCGUGAAGAUGAUGAAGCCUUUGAGGCUCGAGUGAAAGAGGAAGAACAGAAGAUAUUUGGUUUGAUGGUAGACCGACAAUCACAGGGCACCACACCCGACACCACUCCUGCUAGGACCCCAACUGAGGAAGGGACUCCAACAAGUGAGCAAAAUCCUUUUCUCUUUCAGGAAGGAAAAUUGUUUGAGAUGACCCGAAGUGGUGCCAUUGAUAUGACCAAAAGAUCCUAUGCAGAUGAAAGUUUUCACUUUUUCCAAAUUGGGCAAGAACCCAGGGAAGAGACGCCCUCUGAAGACAUGAAAGAGGGGCCUAUUGGGACUGAGCCCCCACAGCCAGAGACAUCAGAUGUGUCACUAGCACAUUCUGAAUCAAAAGAAACAGUGGAUGAUGAAGCAGACUUAAUUCCAGAUGAUCUGAAUGAGGAAGUGGGUGAAAUACCUGCCUCAGAUGAGCAACUUAAUUCCCAAAUGGAGAUUUCAACCUCCAUUGAAAUAUCAACAAAAGAGGCUACUUCUGUUGGAGCUGAGGACCUCUCCGCCAUGCAGAAGGGUGAUACAUCUCCUCUGGCCAGUAUGAAGCAGACAUCUUUCCCUGACUCCCCUGAACCAGUUCUACAAGUUCAGUUAGAUUUUUCCACAGUCACCAGGUCUGUAUAUUCAGAUCGAGAUGAUGAUUCUCCCGAUUCUUCCCCAGAGGAACAGAAAUCUGUGAUUGAAAUCCCUACCGCACUCAUGGAGAAUGUGCCUUCUGAAAGCAAAUCCAAAAUUCCUGUAAGGACUAUACCCACUUCAACCCCAGCACCUCCAUCUUUGGAAUGUGAGAGUUCACUUUCUGGAGAAUUUCUACCCAGCCUGGAUGAUGAAAGUAAGGAUGAUGAAACAAAACCAAAGUCCAAAAUCCCUAUCAAAGCAUCCAUCCAAAGAGUCGAACAGCAGCUUUCACACCUAGACUCAUCUCUCCAGAAGACAGCAGCUCCUCAGGGACUGGACAUGACCAGCAGAGCACCAGAAACUAGAAGCAAAUCUGAAUCUGAUGCUAGUCCUUUGGACUCAAAGACCAAGUGUCUAGUAAAAACUAGAACUUACACUGAGGCAGAAGCAGAGAGCAGAGAGAGGGCAGGGGAUCAGGAGUUAGAAUCAGAAGAAGGGGCCACAAAGCCAAAGAUAUUUGCAUCCAAAUUGCCAGUUAAGAGCAGAAGCACCACAUCUCCCUGCAGGGGGGGCACGAGCCCCACCAAAGAAAGUAAGGAGCAUUUCUUUGACCUUUACAGAAACUCCAUAGAAUUCUUUGAAGAGAUUAGUGAUGAGGCCUCCAAGUUAGUGGAUAGACUUACACAGUCCGAAAGGGAGCAGGAGAUAGUUUCAGAUGAUGAAAGUAGUAGUGCCCUGGAAGUUUCUGUAAUUGAAAAUCUACCACCUGUUGACACCGAGCACUCGGUUCCUGAGGACAUCUUUGACACAAGGCCCAUUUGGGAUGAGUCCAUUGAGACUCUGAUUGAACGCAUCCCUGAUGAAAAUGGCCAUGAACAUGCUGAAGAUCCACAGGAUGAGCAAGAACGGAUCGAGGAAAGGCUGGCUUAUAUUGCUGAUCACCUUGGCUUCAGCUGGACAGAAUUAGCAAGAGAACUGGAUUUUACUGAGGAACAAAUUCAUCAAAUUCGAAUUGAGAAUCCCAACUCCCUCCAAGACCAGAGUCAUGCACUACUGAAGUAUUGGCUAGAAAGGGAUGGGAAACAUGCUACAGAUACCAAUCUCAUUGAAUGUCUGACCAAGAUUAACCGAAUGGAUAUUGUUCAUCUCAUGGAGACCAGCACAGAACCUCUCCAGGAGCGCAUCAGUCACAGCUAUGCAGAAAUGGAACAGACCAUUACACUGGAUCAUAGUGAAGGGUUCUCCGUACUUCAGGAGGAGCUUUGCACUACACAACCUAAGCAGAAAGAGGAGCAGGCCGUUUCUAAGGAAAGUGAGUCCUGUGACCAGCCUCCCAUCGUCUCAGAGGAAGACAUUUCUGUUGGUUAUUCCACUUUUCAGGAUUGCAUCCCCAAAACUGAGGGGGAUGGCUCAGCAUCAGAGCUCUUUCCCCAAACUGACAAGGAGCAAGUUCAACAGGAUUUCUCAGGGAAAAGGCAAGACCUGACUGAAGAGUCAUCUCUUGAACAUCGGCAGGAAUACUUUGUGACAUCCCCAGGAACAGAAGUACCAGAAACUCACAAGACUCCACUGGUAUCUGUCUCUCCCAGCAAGACACCUGAGGAAAUCAGUACACCUCCCGAGGAGGAUAGGCUGUACCUCCAGACCCCAACACCGAGCGAGCGUGGAGACUCUCCCAUUGUGCAGGAACCUGAAGAGCCCCCGGUGCAUGGAGAGGAGAGUUCUCCCUGGAGAACUAGCCUUGUGAUCACAGAGUCAGCUGACGACCAGCCUCAGACCUUUAAAAGACUCGAUGAAGGUGUAGCUUUUGAAAAGGAGCUCACAGAGGAAUUAGGUGAGCUGGAGGCCAGCUCAGAUGAGGAGGCGAUGGUAACUACCAGGGUUGUCCACCGACGAGUGAUAAUUCAGGGAGAUGAUAUGCCUGACAUACCACCAGAGACGGUCACAAAAGAAGAAUUCAUUGAUGAGCACGGACACACCGUGGUGAAGAAGGUUACUAGAAAAAUCAUUAGGCGGUAUAUAUCCCCUGAUGGUUCAGAAAAAGAAGAGAUUACAAUGCAGGGAAUGCCACAGGACCCCAUCGACAUUGAGGAAGGGGACGGCUAUUCCAAAGUCAUCAAGCGCGUUGUCCUGAAGAGUGACACUGAACAGUCUGAGGUGACUUUGUCUGAGCCCAGCAUUCUGUCCAGCACCUCACAAUUUCAGGCUGAACCAGUGGAAGGCCGUAGAGUCAGCAAAGUUGUUAAAACAACCAUGGUACAUGGAGAGAGGAUGGAGAAACAUCUGGGGGAUCCUAGUUUAGCCACUGAUCUUCCUUCAGCCAAAGAUGACUUUGAAGAGGACAACCAUGAAUAAAGCUAGUACACAGAAGAGGGCUGUGGUGAAGGACCAGCAUGGAAAACACAUUCACUUGGAGCAUCUGGAGGAUGUCCCAGAAGCACUAGAUCAGGACAACCUCCAGCACGACCUCCGGCAACUCCUUCGGCAUUUCUGUAAGGAGGACUUGAAGCAAGAGGCCAAAUGAGGGGCUGCCCAACUCUCACACCAGAAGCCACACAUUCACUCAAUAUGCAACUUCCCAUUUCAUUACGGUGACUACAACUGGCCUAAUUAAUGGAAUACCUUGAUAUUUCCACUUUUAGCAAACACACUGCAUUUUGUUUUCGUUUCCUCCCAUCCUCUUCAACUGUAAGCUAAUUUGUGACCAAAGAUAGCAUCCUUCAUUCUGGAUGCUGUAUCCAAUACUCGUGUUUGUGCUAACCUGGGAACUGGCCACCUCCAUUGUUCUUUGCUUCUGCACAAGGUCCAUGAAAAUCCAUUGAUCGGAAGAACUUCACCUGCAGACCUCUUUGAGUGACGAGAUAUAGGAACCCCACAAAGGGUUAUCCAGUGUACAGUGUAGAUAGUUGAAAUGCUCAGAUGAACAACAUAUUAAAAUUAAAACCACUGCCUAUCAUAACCACACUGGGUAUCGUGGAAUCAAAGGCCUCUAGAAAUUGCUGAACAAUGGUUAAUUAAGAUAUUGCUAACACAAUCGAAUGAUAAUACAGUUCUACUGCAAAAGAAGCACUUCAGACCUACCAUGUCCUUAGAACUUGCAGAGUAGCCAUUGCUCCUAGUCAAGGAUGGGUAAAUGUCCUUGAAGAACUGUCCUAACUAAGAAGUUAUUGCUGGUUCUGACCAGCCAUGAUUUAUGACUCUCCAGCAACCACUCUGAGGGAGGGGAGGCAGGGAGCAGGAGACAGAGAGGAUGAAACAGUGAGGUAUUCAGUUGCUAGCAGCCACAUGCUGUGGCAUUCUAGCAUCUUCAGGUCUUUUAAAUUUGGACAUGUUGGCAGGGUAUUUUAAAAAGCUAUAACUACUGUAGUUUUCCAGUUUUCAUUGCUGCUUUAGCAAACCAUGCUGUCUUACUGGUGGUACUUUCUUCUGGCCACUGCACUGUAGAUAAGUCAUUGGAAACAAGAUUUACCCACUACACAAAAGGUUAAACUCCUUCACCAUGUUGGAGUGGUUUCUUUCUUUCUUUUUUUUUUUUUUUUUUUUUUUCUCUUUCCAGGUUUAUAUCUUCUCUAAUACCUGCAUGCAACAUUUAAAAAUCAAAACCACAGUCAAAACCCCUCUUCUAAUCAUAUUAAUGAUUUUCCUUCUUUUUACCCAGAAUGAGCACUUUUAACUUUUUAGCUAGGUCUGUUUUUUGGCUUGCAGACAAGGUUGAGAAAUCCUUACAAAUUCAGUUUGAGUUUUUAAGAAUUUGGUUUAUUUAUUUGAAAUCCAAACUCCCUUGGAAAUCUUUGUGUGCAUUUGUGCACUUUUCUGUUUGUUUGUGUCAGAGAAGGAACUAUAACAAUCUGAGUGAUUUCCAUGUCCUAUUCCUCAUUCCUCUAGUGGUUGAAGCUGUGUAGCAUUUUAACAUAUAUAUAUAUUCACAAAUAUAUUCAUAUAAACAGUAUACAUUUUGAAUCAGUUAUUUGUUAAAGAAAAGUAUAUUCGAUGAAGAUGAAAUUUAAAAAAAAAAAUAGAGUCUAUCCUCCAGGGACUGAAAUUUUUCCAAUCUAUCUGGUCUUUUCCUGUUGUGCAAAAAUGACUCAGUGCUCCGAAUGUCAAAAACAAAUGCAACAAACAAUGGCACUUCAUCAUUUAAAGGAACGUUGCCAAGAGAGAAAAUUUCCUGGGAGGGAGGUCUUCCAUAAACCAACCCCCCUAAGCCUCUAAUGCUAGCACUUUUUGGCAUUCGGAUAGGAAAUAAAGCAUUCUUUGGCAGCCAAAAUGAGAAAGGCCCAUGGUGAAACUUUUUGAGACACGCCAGGGCCUUCUUGUCAAAACCCUCACUGGAGCUCACGAGAAGCAUUUCUGUUGUGCUAUUUGCAGUGCAGAUGAUGUCUGUGUAACAACAUAAUGGUUACUCACUGUUUUUUUGGUUUUGUUUUUGUUUUUUUAAUUUUACUUUUGGCUGUGUUAUCAAAAAACUUGAAUACUGUGAGAAGAAGUGAAUUUUCAGUUGAUGAAUCAGCAUCUUGUUCCCAUGGUGAUAACACUAAUUGAAUAUAUCUAUGAGGGCAUGUAUUAGUUAAUGGAAAAAGAAAUACAACACUAACAAUACACAUAGCUGCAAUGUGUACAAUGGCUGAUUUAAUUAAAUAAAAUGUACAAGUGUUAAAUGUG